AUGAGUCCCAACACGACUCUGCCCACCGAGAGCCCCCCCUCCUUGUACGUGCUUGACCCCCACAUCGUGGAUCUCGUCCUGACAGUCCAGAUCUUCAUCUGUGGCACCGCCGGGCUGUUCGGUAUCCUAGGCAACGCCAUCAACAUCCUGGUCUUCUACAAGCAGGGCUACAGCGACAGCGUCAACAUCACCCUCACGGCACUCGCCGUCAACAUCACCCUCACAGCACUCGCCGUCAGCGACACUGGGGCGCUGGUGACGCUCCAGGUCUUCUACCUGCUCAUGAACCCCUGGUUUCUCAAAGCCGACCUUGACCUUAACCUCACAGAUCUGAUCAUGAUUAUAUCCUUCUACCCCCACAACUAUUUCAUGAGGGUGUGUGGGUUCAUCACGGCCUACGCUUCUCUAGAAAGAUGCGUGUGUGUGGUCUGUCCUUUAAAAGUUAAACGCAUCUUCACCAACAAAACCGCCAUCGUCACUGUGAUAUUAAUCUUCGCUAUCACGACACUGGAUCUGUUUCCUCUGUACUACACCAUCUACUUAGACUGGGGUUUUUCUCCGUCUCUUAAUAAAUCCAUCCUACACAUCAUGUACCGCCAAAACCCGUAUAUGGUGUUUAACAUCUCGUACUACAUCAACGACCUCAUGGCGCCGUACACAACCUUCUUCAUUAUCCUAAUGAGCACAGCCAUCAUUACCAUCAAGCUAAAACAACAAGCCAGAUGGAGACAGUCCAUGUCACAUGUCAAGACAGAGACACACAUCUCCAGCAAGGAGAGUAAGACAGUCGUCAUGCUGUCUACCAUCUCCAUCGUGUUUGUCGUCUGCCUCAUCCCACAAUCUACCAUCUUGACGGUGGUCAUCUUCGUGCCGGACAUUAGCUAUGGGGGGAGGUACUUCUACCUGGCUCUGAUGGGCUACUGCGUCUCCUACCUCUCUGAGACCGUACUCUCUAGCCUCAACAUCUUAGUCUACCUCAGGAUGAGCCAUAAGUACAGAGAACAGUUUUUUAGCAUCUUUUCCCGGAAGAAGAUAAUUUAA
Messenger RNA from Physella acuta, 1041 nucleotides. RefSeq names its product melatonin-related receptor-like. Gene Ontology annotation, molecular function: G protein-coupled receptor activity. Gene Ontology annotation, biological process: G protein-coupled receptor signaling pathway. The record is from RefSeq and is a predicted model, not a curated record. NCBI's taxonomy places the organism in Eukaryota, Metazoa, Mollusca, Gastropoda, Physidae. Gene Ontology annotation, cellular component: membrane.